Pseudomassariella vexata is the source of this 2413-nucleotide messenger RNA. RefSeq names its product FAD binding domain-containing protein. The record is from RefSeq and is a predicted model, not a curated record. Gene Ontology annotation, molecular function: FAD binding. NCBI's taxonomy places the organism in Eukaryota, Fungi, Ascomycota, Sordariomycetes, Amphisphaeriales, Pseudomassariaceae. The coding region runs from base 233 to 2023 and encodes 596 amino acids. The transcript has 5 exons.
GUAGACUUUCGUCGUUCCCUGCUGUUUAUCUUUGUGGACGCCGCCGUGUGGCAACCUUAGCGUGGUCAUGUGGCCGACUGGGUUUAUUGGGUGUCGUCAUAUGCCGGGUGUAUCUCCGCGAUCAACAUCCGGGCCAGUCGUGGCUUUCGGCUGUUGACGAAGCAUCUUCAGAAGCGACCCUGAGCCCCGCAAUUUCCGUUGCUCGAUCACUCACUUUCACGCAGUGGCUAGGAUGACGCAACAGGUUGAUGUUCUAAUCUGUGGUGGUGGGUCGGCCGGCCUGUGUGCGGCGUUGUGGCUUGCUCGGUGCGGAAUCGACUUCAAGAUCUUGGAGCGGCGGCCGGGGCCUCUCAAAAUGGGGCAGGCCGACGGGGUACAGUGCCGCACCGUCGAGAUGUUUGAGAGCUUUGGCAUUUCCGACGAAUUGCUCAAGGAGGCCUACCACGUUCUGGAGCUGUCGUUCUGGUCUUCAGAUGACACAGGGGCUAUCAAGCGAAACCACUAUGCGCCAGAUUUGGAGCCGGGCUUGAGUCACCAGCCUCAUGUCAUUCUGAAUCAGGCACGGAUGAAUGCCAUCAUCACGGAUGAGAUGCGCCGCUCGUCUUCGUCAGGGCAGGCGAAUAUUUUGUACGGGUAUGAUGUGCGCACGGUCCUUGUUGACAGUGCCGUGUCUGGGGACCCUGAAGCAUAUCCUGUCACUGUCAACGCUACGAAGGAUGAAUUUCAGCAGAUAUUUAAAGCGAAGUAUGCUCUGGGUUGUGACGGAGCGCACAGCCUCGUUCGGAAAUCACUAGGAUUCAAAAUGAUUGGCGACAGCACCGAUGCCGUCUGGGGUGUCAUGGACGUUUACCCACGGACGAAUUUCCCAGAUAUCCGAAAGAAAGCGCUGUUGAACUCUGCCGAGGGUAAUUUGAUGAUCAUCCCGCGCGAGGGUGACAGCUUGGUUCGAUUUUAUAUCGAGUUGGGCCAGGUUGACCCGAAAAAGAUUUCGCUAGAGGAUCUGCAGCUAAGGGCCCGUCUCAUAUUCAAACCAUACACUAUGCACAUCGUUGAGACCUGCUGGUGGUCUGCGUAUGCCAUUGGCCAGCGUCGUGCUGACUACUUCACCAAGGAUCAUCGCGUCUUCUUGACGGGAGACGCCUGCCACACGCACUCUCCCAAGGCGGGACAGGGGAUGAAUGUCAGUCUCCAGGACGGGUACAACAUUGGCUGGAAAUUGGCCGCGGUUCUUCAUGGUCUGGCCGUGCCAGAGUUGUUGGAGACCUACGUCUCUGAGCGGCAGAAGACUGCCAAAGAGCUGAUAGAUUUCGAUCGUCAUUUUCCCAAACUCUUCUCCACGUCAUAUCGACGAGAGCACGGCAUCACGCCCGAACAUUUUCGAGAGCAGUUUGUGAAAGCCGGCCGGUACACCGCGGGACAGGCCAUCAAAUAUGACGACUCCAUGAUAGUGUCUGCGAGUACGAGUGAUCACAGUCUUGCCGAGAAACUGACGGUAGGAAUGCGGUUUCCAAGUGCGCAGGUAGUGAGGUUCUGUGAUGCCCGGGCCUUGCAGUUGGUCAGAGCCUUGCCGGCGACCUCCCAAUGGCACAUCGUGGUUUUUGCCGGAGAUAUUCGCCAGGGUACUAUAUCCACACGGCUGGAACGGCUCUCCAAGGGAUUGGAUACAAUCAUCCAAGACUUCACACCAUGCAAUUCUGAUCCAGACAGCGUGAUUAAUCCUAUUCUCGUCAUAUCAGCGAAACGCACGGAGGUUCAGCAAGAGCAGAUACCACACGUCUUCACACCCUUGACGGGCAAGUGGAAAAUGACAUGUCUCUUCAAGGUUUUCGUCGACGACGAGAGUUAUAAUUCUGGCCAUGGGUAUGCGUACGAGGCCUACGGAGUGAGCCCAAGCCGCGGUGCGUUGGUGAUAGUGCGCCCAGAUCACUACAUUGCCAAGGUAUGUUCACUGGAAGACAUCGAGGGUGUUCGGCUACUUUUUAAGGGAUUCUUGCGUCAGCAUAGUCAUCACGAAACGGCGUGAUAUGCCACGACAGGUCAAAUCUAGACCUUGAAGAGAAUGAGCCAGCGAGGGGAGUUUCCCAUGGGCCAUGAUAGAUCUUCCUAUAGACUCUAGGUUUCCUCGACAAACAGCAAGAGUACGGAUUUGAGAUUUAUGCUGGAUACCAUCGUAGCUAUGCGGCAACUUAUUGUAGCUCAAUUCUCCCACCUUGAGACCGCAACUGUUGAGACAUCGGUAUCGGCAUCAGUGGACGCGACGUGGGCGGAAGUUGAUCCGAAUCGGCUUAAGCUUGUGACUUUGGAGCCAGCCCGUGCGUGCGGCAGCUGUGCCUCCACGUGGGUUGCUCCUUAGAGUCAACGUACUGUGCCUGUCAUCCGAUGUAUGCUAUGACCACUUUAGUAAAUGCGACUC